Molecule: messenger RNA, 1344 nt
Organism: Serpula lacrymans var. lacrymans S7.9
Lineage: Eukaryota; Fungi; Basidiomycota; Agaricomycetes; Boletales; Serpulaceae
Exons: 6
Coding region: 1-1344 (447 amino acids)
Source: RefSeq, a predicted model, not a curated record
AUGUCGGAAACCGACUCUUGCAUGCAAACACUGAUAAUGAGCAUCCAGCUCAUCCCUUCCAAUUGCCUCUUUACACCACAGGAGAAUAUGAUCAAAGAAGAAUUUGUGGCAAGUAUGGAGGACUUCGGGCACCAAGAACUUGCAAAGGCGCGACUAUCACCCCAACUCAAUAGCACUGCGGAUCGCCCUUACCUCCCUCCCCACAUGCAAUUUGGGGCUGGUGGGGAUUUUAUAUCUGACAAAGAGAUUCAAGCACUCCUCGCAAUUUGCGUAGUGCCACUGGCACUCACUCAGCCCUCCUCUUCCUUCUUCUCAGAUCUGGACACCGAUCAAUUGCAACUACAAGGCUCUCCAACCUCAAUUGGUGGGCCCUUGCAAUUGCAAGACAUCAUGUCUUGGAGUGGCUCAAUCAGUGGGCCCUCGCAAUUGCAAGGCAUCAUGUCUCCGAGCAGCGGUUCCUCUGGCGCUCCUCCCCCUUCCAUCCCAGGAGGCCGCCCACCUUUAAGGACCAGCAACCCAACCGAGUUAACGCAUGAUCAGACAAUUGAUCAGCGUAUUAUCCAUCCAGGUAGUUCCACAUCAGCCAAUGACUAUUUCCGUUCUCAAAACCCCCUUGCUCGUCUUCCACUCACCCCUUCUCCCCCACCUGCCUCCACCAAUGCACGUAACGAAUCCAGGACCAUAUCCUUGUGGCGCAUCAAGCAUGAAGUCAAAUUUUUGCCGGAGCACAUCAGUGUCGCACAAACAAGGAUGCGUAAGUAUGUCCUUCUCAAGGACACCAUGCUGACGAAGCAACAAAAAAGCCAAGAAGCCAAGGACAUCCUUGGCUCCCUGGCCGUGGAAUACGGUGCUUUGGGUGUCGUAUCAGAUGUACGCCGGCCAUUCAUGGCCAACUCAUCAAGCGCUGUCGAGUCGGCUUUCCAGUUGCGCCUGCCAUUAACGGACCAUACAACGGACCCAAAGGAAUUCAAGGCCAACCGUAUUGCGCAGGUCCUAGCCGAUGAGUUGCCGGCCUUCCUCCACACAAUUGACAAUGACGGAAAUGUCCUACAUUCCGGACACCACAUCAUUCCCGACACCAUCCUCGACUCCCUCUUCAAACACAAACACCUUUUUGGCCAUAUCCUUGCUGACAAUCUGAAGGAUCCCAGAAACACGCUGGACAUCAUCAUCAGCCUGGCUGCAACCACGGCAUUUGCGUCCCUCAAAGAACGUGGAACUGGCGUUUUCAACAAGAAGUGUAUGGACGUGAUAAGGGGGAUUCGCAAGGCUGGCAAUGAGGCCGCCGCUGCAAGGUUUGAUGCGUACGAAGCUGAUAUUCUUGCUCGUGGUCUUGCGCUGUAA